AUUGCAGCGUCCAGCAUGCUGGAUUGAGCGUAGGUAAAAGAAAAAGCAGACAGCAUUUCAACAUGAGGGACCCACUGACGGACUGUUCGUACAAUAAAGUAUACAAGAGCCUGAAGGAGUUUGCCCAAAAUGGAGACAAUUUCUGCAAGCAGAUCACAUCCGUUCUUCAGCAAAGGGCCAACCUGGAGAUUAGCUAUGCCAAAGGGCUUCAGAAACUGGCCGUCAAGCUCAGCAAAGCACUACAGAACACAAAGAGAAAAAAACUUGGCAAAGCAAUUGAGUCGGAAGCGAUAAAGCCGACACACCAAGUCCUGAGUAUGCAAGAGAAGAAGAGAAAGUCGCUUGAUAAUGAAGUGGAAAAGACAGCAAAUCUUGUUAUUAAUAACUGGAAUCAGCAAAUCAAGGCUAAGAAAAAAUUAAUGAUGAGUACCAAGAAGCAUGAAGCACUUUUCCACCUUGUAGAAAGCUCCAAGCAAUCCCUGACCCAGAAGGAGAAGCAGAAGCUCCUCAACAAGCUGAAAAAAUCAACUGAAAAACUGGAAAAAGAAGAUGAAAGUUACUACCAAAAAAACAUGGCAGGCUAUUCUACCAGGCUGAAGUGGGAAAGCACCCUGGAAAACUGCUACAAGAGCAUGCUGGAGCUGGAGAAGGAAAGGAUUCAACUUUUAUGCAAUAACUUAAACCAAUACAGCCAACAUAUUUCUCUUUUUGGACAAACGCUGACCACAUGCCACACACAGAUCCACUGUGCCAUCAGCAAGGUUGAUGUUGAAAAAGAUAUCCAGGCUCUAAUGGAAGAAACUGCAGUCCUGUCUAUAGAAAACAAAUCAGAGCUUCUACUGGCUGACUACUUUGAAGAAGAUCCAAAGAACCCAAUGGACAAAGAGCGACGGAAGUCUUUAAUCAAACCCAAACUGGGGAGACUGCAAAGAGACAUUGAAAAGGCCUCAAGAGACAAAGAAGGACUGGAACAGAAGCUUAAGGCACUUGCCAGCAGCUCCUCCUUUUCUGAUGCCAAGAGCCAGAAAGACACGGAAACCCUAAUGGACGAGAACAGUCUGAAACUAGACCUCUUGCAAGCGAACUCCUACAAACUGUCGUCGGUGUUGGCAGACCUGGAGCAAAGGCCAAAGCCCCGCCAUCCCUGUAGCACCUGCAUUUUCACGUGGAAGGAGAAGGAGCACUCUCAUACUUAUGUGAAAAUAUCCCGACCUCUUUUGACGAAGAGAUUAGAGAAAGCCGAGAUCAAAGCCCCUGCGGGCGGGCAGAACAAUCCAAGCUCACCUUCAGGCUCUACUGUGUCCCAAGCCAGCAAGCAUCUUUGCAAAGCCUUAUAUACCUUCCAAGCCAGGCAAGAUGAUGAGUUGAAUUUGGAAAAAGGAGACAUCGUGACCAUCCAUGAGAAGAAAGAAGAAGGAUGGUGGUUCGGCUCUUUAAAAGGGAAGAGAGGCCAUUUUCCUGCUGCCUAUGUGGAGGAGCUACCUCCAAAGGCUGGAAACACAGCUACACAGGCAUAAAACAAGAAUGGAUGGACACACAGAAUGACCUUGCACAUUCUGUAAACAAUGUGAUGCAAAAAGAGGAAGCUAUCCUCUUUGCAAAUUUUUCUUAUGCAGUGGGUGGUAGGGACCUGCCUGCAUUUCAGUGCUCUGUACGUGGGGUUAUUAACUUCAGUUAAAUAAAAGACAGCUGGGUUGAAUGAGACAAUGUUUAUAGGUUCCUAGACCUUCUAAAAUCUAAAACCCUAGAGAUUGUCUACCCGUGACAAAGAGGAGACGGAUUGCCUGAAGUUCUAUCACAAUCUGUAAGCACACAGGAAGUAAAAUGUAGGUGCCCUUUUAUCUCUAGCUUUGGGUGGCAACUGGAAACAGCAGGCCUCUAAGCGGUCAAGCAAAGCCUGGAAAAUAAGAAAGGCCACAGACCAAAGUCAGAGUUAACAGUGACAGGCAAGGGAGAUUCAUUGUAAGACACAAGUUGUAAAGCACAAUAAAGGAUGAGGAGCCAGGCCCCAAAGCCCACUGGGUUAAAGACAGGGUGUGACACAAGAAGUCCAGUCUAGAACCUCAAAAAGUCCAGUCUAGAAC
Mus pahari (shrew mouse) is the source of this 2084-nucleotide messenger RNA. It is a transcript of the gene Nostrin, whose product is annotated as nitric oxide synthase trafficking. NCBI's taxonomy places the organism in Eukaryota, Metazoa, Chordata, Mammalia, Rodentia, Muridae. The transcript has 15 exons. The record is from RefSeq and is a predicted model, not a curated record. Gene Ontology annotation, molecular function: protein binding. Bases 63 to 1517 code for a protein of 484 amino acids. Gene Ontology annotation, cellular component: cytoplasm; plasma membrane. Gene Ontology annotation, biological process: signal transduction.